CUAUCAGAUUACUUAGCGUGUGCGUGUACACGUGCGUGUAAAACAUUUUCGUAUGUCUUCUUCUUCGCUUAAGAGAUAAUCACAGCUUCUCUCUCUGACAUUUCAACCGUUUUAUUCCUCAAUUCGCGUUCGGAAACCGUAGAUCCAGGUGAUAUCUGGAAUCAUCUGAAGAAACAUUGAAGCGAAAUUGAGAUCGAAAUCGAGAUUUCGAUUGAUCCAUGAAUCCUAGAAGGGAGCCUCGUGGUGGAAGAAGUGCGCUCUUUGAUGGUAUUGAAGAGGGAGGAAUCAGAGCUGCUUCUUCUUACUCUCAUGAAAUCAAUGAACAUGAGAACGAGCGUGCCUUGGAAGGAUUGCAAGACAGAGUCAUUCUCUUGAAACGACUAUCUGGCGAUAUAAACGAAGAGGUCGACACUCAUAACCGAAUGCUUGACAGAAUGGGCAAUGAUAUGGAUUCAUCCAGGGGGUUUCUCUCAGGGACCAUGGACCGGUUUAAAACGGUGUUUGAGACAAAAUCAAGCCGAAGAAUGCUGACACUCGUGGCAUCUUUCGUGGGUUUAUUUCUAGUCAUUUACUAUCUUACUCGUUAAAUUUGGCAAACCCGAGAGUAUUCCCUCCAUCCAUCCAUGAUCUUAUGGUAUUUUCAUACUACAAUCUUAUUUCCCCCCAGUGUAAUGAAUGAUAUGCCUCUAGUGUUAUAGUGUGAUCCAGUGUUUAAGAUAAAGGACAAAAACUUAUAAAAGUUUCAUGUGAUGGAUUUUUUAGACCGAUUUACUCCUUCAAUGUGACGAAAGCAGCGAGAAAGCACAGAAUCGCGAAUUGACCGU
Messenger RNA from Thlaspi arvense, 824 nucleotides. The record is from the annotation of a GenBank genome assembly. NCBI's taxonomy places the organism in Eukaryota, Viridiplantae, Streptophyta, Magnoliopsida, Brassicales, Brassicaceae.